This is a messenger RNA of Oncorhynchus tshawytscha (Chinook salmon), 1215 nucleotides long. RefSeq names its product tetra-peptide repeat homeobox protein 1-like. Lineage: Eukaryota; Metazoa; Chordata; Actinopteri; Salmoniformes; Salmonidae. The coding region runs from base 1 to 1215 and encodes 404 amino acids. The transcript has 4 exons. The record is from RefSeq and is a predicted model, not a curated record.
AUGGUUAGUGAGUGGUGGAGACCCAGAGGAAGAGCCAGCGGCCUGCGAGUGGAAAUCCCAGCCGGAGUGGGAGUGUUGCGCUUGGAGGAGUGCUCAGCGAAGCGCACCAGAGAGGAGAGAGACACGGAGCCCCCCCCACGCCAUGCCGAGCGCACCCAACGCUCAAGCCACACAUCCUGUAUCACAGCUCACCGUCUGUUGAGGGAGAAUGGAGAAGGCUCUGCCCAGAACUGUGGAACGGCAUGCCCUGGACUGAUCCCUGACUACCUGGCAUGCCCUGGACUGAUCCCUGACUACCAGGCAUGCCCUGGACUGACCCCUGACUACCUGGCAUGCCCUGGACUGAUCCCUGACUACCAGGCAUGCCCUGGACUGAUUCCUGACUACCUGGCAUGCCCUGGACUGAUCCCUGACUACCUGGCAUGCCCUGGACUGAUUCCUGACUACCCGGCACACCCUGGACUGAUUCCUGACUACCUGGCAUGCCCUGGACUGAUCCCCGACUACCUGGCAUGCCCUGGACUGAUUCCUGACUACCUGGCAUGCCCUGGACUGAUUCCUGACUACCUGGUAUGCCCUGGACUGAUCCUUGACUACCUGGCAUGUCCUGGGCUGAUUCCUGACUACCUGGCGAAUCCUGGACUGAUUCCUGACUACCUGGCAUGCCCUGGACUGAUUCCUGACUACUUGGCAUGCCCUGGACUGAUCCCCGACUACCUGGCAUGCCCUGGACUGAUUCCUGACUACCUGGCAUGCCCUGGACUGAUUCCUGACUACCUGGUAUGCCCUGGACUGAUCCUUGACUACCUGGCAUGUCCUGGGCUGAUUCCUGACUACCUGGCGUAUCCUGGACUGAUCCCUGACUACCUGGCGUGCCCUGGACUGAUCCCUGACUACCUGAUAUGUCCUGGACUGAUCCCUGACUACCUGACAUGUCCUGGACUGAUCCCUGACUACCUGGCGUGCCCUGGACUGAUCCCUGACUACCUUGCGUGCCCUGGGCUGAUCCCCGACUACCUGGCGUGCCCUGGACUGAUUCCUGACUACCUGGCAUGUCCUGGACUGAUCCCUGAGUACCUGGCGUGCCCUGGACUGAUCCCUGACUACCUGGCAUGCCCUGGACUGAUCCCUGACUACCUGGCGUGCCCUGGACUGAUCCCUGACUACCUGGUGUGCCCUGGACAGAUUCCUGACUACCUGGCAGCUGCUGACUAA